GUCGCAUCAUCCAGCAACUGUACCCUCUGCGCCUGUGGGUGGGGCUGGCAGACAUCAGCAUGGAGGCCGCCAUUACCAUGGACAAUCUGCCCAUCCUAUUGGCGGAGACACAACAGGAACUGCACAACGCGGGCAUGCGCACUGACGUGGAUGUGUUCCUAGCGGCGCAUGGACAAACUGGCCACAAAGUGGCAGACUACGCCCGCGCUGUGCCGGAGUCUCUGAGAGGUCUCAUCCUCCUGGGCUCCUUCCUGCCGCGACGAGAGAGUGCCGUGUCCUUCCCUCUACCUGUGCUCACACUGGUGGGGGAGGUGGACGGGGUCACACGGAUCACACGCAUCGCACAGACCAUACAAGAGAUGAUUCGCGCUGCCAACUUUGACCCCGACAUUGUGGUCCAGAGUCCGCUGGUCAUCCUAGAGGGAAGCAAUCACGAGGUGUACACCGUCAGCCAGCUCCCCUACGCCCUCCAUCUCCUCGACAUAGAGGCGGAGGUGGACAAGAGCGUUGGCAUGGAAACAGCCGCAAACAUCACCGCCAUGUUUGUUGCUAACGCCGUGAGGGAACCGGAAGCUCUCGUGGUUAUGGCGGAGUCAGAGUUCAAGCGGGCGUUUGACAAGGCGAAAAACUUGACAGCGCCUGUUCGAUCACUGAAGGAACUGACCCAAGACGAACUCAAAUCUUACUGGGUCAAGUCGGCACAGAAGUGGCUGUCUGGCUUAGAGGGGAAGCAGUCUACCCAGCUAGAGGCUCCGGACGAGAUCGCGGCUCGGAUGUUGGGCCCUGAGAGAAUCCAGGAGUACCUGAAGAACACGAACAUCUCCAAGAACUACACGUGUCGGGAUCUCAACUAUGCCUCCUACAUGACAGCCUACCACGCGGCCACGGAGCGUGCCCGCCAGAGAUACGACAACUACCACCGAGGCAUCGUCUUCCUGCCCGACGUGGUGACUGACUCCUCGGUGCUGUGGGAGACAAUGCGGCUCCGGGUGGAGACGAGAGACAGCGAGCUGCAGGUGACCAGCAUCUCCUACAAGACGGACAACGACAUGAGCCAGAGCCAGUACUCCGGCCUGUUCUUCUGCAAGCUGUUGCCGCCGGACAAGGCGCUGGAGUGGAUCUACGUGGACUCCUUACGUAGGAACAUGGCCUCCACAGAGGGGCGAUAAGUAGCUAGAGUAGAAUCGUAGUACAUGUAUAGUGAGGCACAAGGGACCGUUCUUUUCCACUUUCCAACGAGAUGGUGUGUUUGUUCUGAUGAUAGAUGUGCUUAAGAGGAUUAUGAUGUGUGCGUGUGUGUACAUAUGUAUUUAUAUAUA
Messenger RNA from Aplysia californica (California sea hare), 1319 nucleotides. RefSeq lists its product as uncharacterized. The record is from RefSeq and is a predicted model, not a curated record. NCBI's taxonomy places the organism in Eukaryota, Metazoa, Mollusca, Gastropoda, Aplysiida, Aplysiidae.